Messenger RNA from Thermothelomyces thermophilus ATCC 42464, 645 nucleotides. RefSeq lists its product as uncharacterized. Gene Ontology annotation, molecular function: DNA binding. The annotation marks the transcript as partial. Gene Ontology annotation, cellular component: nucleus. NCBI's taxonomy places the organism in Eukaryota, Fungi, Ascomycota, Sordariomycetes, Sordariales, Chaetomiaceae. The transcript has a single exon. The record is from RefSeq and is a predicted model, not a curated record.
GCUGAACAGCCUGCAGUUGUUGCCGAAUACUUUGACAAGCUGUUGGAUGUCCUUGGUGAUAAGGGGGUCGACCCUGAAGAUAUCUGGAACAUAGAUGAGACUGGAUUUCGUAUUAGGAUAGGGAAGGACCAACUGAUCGUUACCAAACGCAAGCGGGCAUACUAUUUUGGCAUUACAGAGAACCGGGAGUUAGCUACAGCUAUUGAAGCUAUAUCUGCGGGUAGGAGGGUGAUACCUGCUUUCAUCAUCUUAGCCGGCCAAGUCCAUAUAUCGCAAUGGUACGAGCAACCCGAAUUGGACCCUGAGAUGGCGAUCAUUACAUCGGCAAGCGGUUACUCGAAUGAUGAGAUUAGCCUCGAGUGGCUACGGCACUUUGAAGAGCAUUCUCGACGAGGGAUGGUUAGGAAGUACCGGCUCUUGAUCUUUGACGGCCACGGCUCACAUUUUACUUGGGAGUUCGUCAAGUAUUGCGAAGAUCAUGAUAUUAUUCCAUUCGGCCUGCCACCACAUCUUACACAUCUAAUCCAGCCGCUCGACGUUAUUGUUUUCCAGCCAUUGAAGCACUACCAUGCGAAGGAGCUUGAUAUCUUGAUCCGCGACGGCCUGAUCAAUAUCACGAAGAUCGAGUUCCUUAUUGUCAUCUAG